This is a messenger RNA of Rhipicephalus microplus (southern cattle tick), 3451 nucleotides long. RefSeq lists its product as uncharacterized. The record is from RefSeq and is a predicted model, not a curated record. Lineage: Eukaryota; Metazoa; Arthropoda; Arachnida; Ixodida; Ixodidae.
UUGCGGCCGCAGGACUGUGGUAGCGUGGUCGUUCUGUGGCGUGGGUCGGUGUUCUGGCAAGUGUUCUGUGGGUCGGUCAAUCUAGCGUGUAGAGCAAGUGGUGGUCAGAGCGCAUUCAAGUUUUACACAUAGACGAGCGCAUAGCGGUCACCGCCACAUAUUAGCAAGAUGGAACCGCAGAAGAAACGGAAAAAGCGCGGAAGGUAUAAAAAGUAUCUGAAUCCAAGCAGUGUAUGCAGUGUGCCCAGAUCAACAGACUCAUCAGCUAGGCUGCGGCUCGCUAAAACUGAAUCCAUAAAGGAUGGCUCACACAAUAAAAGUUCGGAUGAAGGUCCGCUGGAUUCGCGGCCGCCCGUCGGUCAAGCGGAGUACACGGUACCGCAAAAUGCGACAUCGAUGGCCGCUGCGGUGUUGGCGGCGGACAGUGCUGUGCAGCAUGCGAAUAAUGACGACGAUGGGCAGCGAUUCCGAUGGAGCGAGCAGCCUAUGUUCUAGAACGCUGACAUCUCCGCAGCCAGCCAUUCCGGGUGAUCGAAGUGAACGACAGAGAGAUCUGCAAGAUAUAGAUGAUGGAGGUGAUUACAGUGGAGACUGUGCCGCCACUGUGUAUGAUCCAUGUGGUGCAAAUCAUUUCAUCAGUGAUGAUGACAACACAGAUUUUGGCAGUUGUGAUGACACAACUGACCCUACAACAAUGGGCACUCAACAUGAUACUGUGGACAGCGUGACUCGGGGCGUGUUUCUAUCUGAAUGUAACAGUGAAGUGUGUGAUGUGGCUGAUGGCAUAGACAGUGAGGGACCUUUCAAUGGAAACUUGUCAACCGAUGCCGACACAAACAGGACACAACUUGGAGAUUUGUUUCAGGAGGUCCUGAAUGAAAAGAUUGUCGUUUCAAAAGGCGAGAUGCUUUUGAUGAUAUUUAAACAUGCCAUAAAAAGUAAUUUGUCUUUUACAGCAAUGGUGAGUUUGAUUGAAAUGGUCAACAUGUUUUUUGAACGACCUGUUCUGCCACAUUCACGAUACCAGCUUGGCAAGCUUUUUUCAGAGCAUGGCACCGAGAUGAGUUUUCAUUUCAUUUGUGGUAAAUGUUCGACAGUGCACGAGGUCGCACAAUCCUAUGCUCAGUCGAGUCAUUGUCAAAAAUGUGGCUGGGCUCUAGCUUCCUCAGUAAACAGCGAAUCAUUUUUUGUCCUAUUGGAUGUCCCCUCUCAACUUCGAAAGGUUUUAAAGAAUUGCAGCUUUCUUGACCUGACAAAGCCCUUAAGUCAAAGCAGUAACCUUUCUGAUAUUUGUGAUGGAGAAUUAUAUCGCAAAUUUGUUUCUGCUACAGUAGACGAAGGGCACAGGAUUAGCUUUACAUUAAAUGCAGAUGGCACACCACUAUUUUCAUCCAGCAACACUUCAAUUUGGCCUAUACAGCUACUGGUGAAUGAGGUGCCCAUUAUGCAAAGAGGGGACAAACUUGUGUUGGCUGCUCUUUGGUUUGGAAAGAAAAAGCCAGAUAUGAGCAUUUUUCUUGAUGUGUUUGAAGAGAAAAUGGAAGGUUUGGCACAGAAUGGCUUUGUUCUUGAUCAUGAAGGACAGCCGAAGCUGUUCAAGGCUUAUUGCAUUUGCUGUGCAGUUGAUUCAGUGGCAAGAGCCCCCAUGCAAGGGGUCAUGCAAUUUAAUGCAUACUAUGGGUGUAACUGGUGUCUGCAAAAGGGGGAACGCAUUGCAGGCACUACCAGGUACCCAGUAGAGAAGAAUGAGCCACCAGAGCGUUCUGAACAAGAAAUUAUGGAAGAUGCAGAAACUGCAUUGCAACAGGAUCAUUCUGAAAGAGGAGUGAAGACAGUUUCUCCACUUCUAAACUUGCCACAUUUUGAUAUAGUCUGGGGUUUUGUCCCCGAUUAUAUGCAUAGUAUUUUGUUGGGAGUGGCGAGGCAGUUUUUAGAGAUGUGGAUGGCUGAUGCACAGUGUGAUUUCUAUAUUGGGAAGCAUCAAAGAACGAUUGAUGAAAGGCUGACAGCACUGGCUCCUCCUAGAGAAGUGCGCCGGUUGCCAAGAGCAACAAAAGAAAGAAAGUGGUGGAAGGCCAAGGAGUUUGAGAAUUGGGUGCUCUUCUACAGCCUGCCAGUGCUGCAAGGAAUUUUGAAUAAAUCUUGCAUCAGUCACUGGGCUUGCCUUGUUGAGGUGCUUCACAUUCUGCUGUCACGUAACAUAAGUUUGUCACACUUUCAGCGAGCAGAAGAACUCCUUUUGGAGUUUCACGUCAUGGCAGAAGCCAUAUAUGGGAAAAAAUGCAUGACAUUUAACCUACAUCAACUUGUGCACAUUGCAAAAAGUGUCAAGCACUGGGGCCCACUGUGGGCGCAUUCGGCAUUCCCGUUUGAAGCUGGCAAUGGCGCAUUAAAGUCCAUGGUAAAAGCUGCAAAUGGCGUACCACACCAAAUUUGUAGAGCACAUCAAGUUGAGGACUUGAUCGACAAGCUAUCAAGCAUAACAACAGACAGGAGAGUGCUUGACUACUGUAUGUCGCUCGACAAAAGAGCCACACAGAAGACAGUUGUUGCUGAAGACAUUCGCCUUUUUGGUAGGGGUGUCCCAUACAGAAGUGAUGCUUCUACAGAUCUUGUGCAGUACACCCGUAUGCUUAUGAAAGGGACAGUAUACACGAGCCAUAACUACUCGUCAAAAAAAAAGACUAACAGUUCUGUCGUACGCCUUGCUGACCAAUCAUAUGCGGUUAUAGAAACAAUUCUUAUGAAACAAGGCGAAGUGUACAUUGCAGCCAGGCGCCUCCACUGCUCAGCAGUAAAAUAUAGCACCUUAGUGAUGGAACAUUUGGUGAAGGUUCAAAGAGAAGCAGCAACAACAACUCUUGUAUCAGCAUCAGAAAUUUUCAGUGUUUGUGCACACAUGCAAGUAGGCCCGAACAUAUUCAUUUCACCCGUGCCUAGCUCGUUCACAAUGUAAAUUUUCAAAUCUGGUGUGCAAUUCUAAUAGACCAUUUUCAAGCACACCAUCGCCACUAACAAGUGCGGAAGCACUCACGGGUAAAGUUGGUAUGCCAGAGCAGCCAACGGCAAGAAGUAUGCGGGCCUCACGCUUUACCGCUUGCGUCAUUCCAGGACUUCUUAGAGACCUUGAAUUUGGCUAGGUGCAACAUAUUACUGCGUAAUUCAAUUGCGAACUUCAGUGUUCAGCUGCGAGGGCUUCUCGACUAUUUCCAUCAGUCUCACUAUAGGAUUUUUUAAGUGGCUCAGAAGUGUCAUCCCCCUUUUGUUUUCCUUUAUGGCAAAAAAUGAAAUAAAAUAGAUACACUCUGUUGCCUAUGAAACGCUCGAGCAGUCCUACAUUUGGAACCAAUGUCCACUGACACUGUCUACGAGUAGAAUGUGAGGUUCUGAUUUUGAAGAGUUCUAUAGAAAGUAUAGUCCGCAUUUAAUAAAAUAAGAUACAAUCACUGAA